UAGAGAGAGGCAUUUGUGGGGGCAUGUCUAUGGUUAGUCAACGUUAUGCCAAAGCUAAUAACCCGCAAUGUCCUGAUUAUGAUGAAAGCAAGCCGAAUUCAUGGGUUAUGUAUGAGGAUAUGAAUGCAUUAUAUUCUGGCGCCAUGAUGCAAUAUUUACCAACAGAAAUUUUAGGUAAGGUAGCCCCCGAGGAAAUUCCUAAUAUUUUAGAAAUUCCGAUUGAUGCUGAAGAGGGCUAUUUACUUGAAGUUGAUAUGGAAGUUCCAUUAAACUUGCACGAUUUAUUCAAUGAUUACCCAUUAGCACCUGAAAAAGGUGUUGUACCUAAAAACUGGCUUAGCCCAUAUAAUGAAGACUUGGUAAAUGAUUCGGAAAUUGGCGAAGGAAAAUAUGUAUUAGGAGAAAAGCUACUUCAGACGCUCCUGCCUAAGAAAAAUUAUGUGGUUCAUUACAGAGUCCUCCAACUUUAUAUAAGCCUUGGAUUAAAG
This is a messenger RNA of Entrophospora candida, 488 nucleotides long. The record is from the annotation of a GenBank genome assembly. Lineage: Eukaryota; Fungi; Glomeromycota; Glomeromycetes; Entrophosporales; Entrophosporaceae.